Molecule: messenger RNA, 2065 nt
Organism: Rotaria sordida
Lineage: Eukaryota; Metazoa; Rotifera; Eurotatoria; Philodinida; Philodinidae
Source: the annotation of a GenBank genome assembly
CCGCAAGUAUGGUGGGAAUUCCGGAAAUUUUUUGGAGAAUCCUUUGGAAAUCCUGGAAAUCCCAUGCGAAUCUCGGGAAUCCCGUGGGAAUCCCAUGGGAAUCCUGGGACUCCCGAGAAUCCCAUGGAAAUCCUGGGAAUCCUGGGAAUCCCGGGAAUCCUGGGAAUCCGGGGAAUCCUGGGAAUCCCGGGAAUCCUGGGAAUCCGGGGAAUCCCAUGGGAAUCCUGGGAAUCCCGGGAAUCCCAUGGGAAUCCUGGAAAUCUUGGGAAUCCCGGAAAUCCGGAAUCCGCCGUUUCCCCCUUGCUCGAUUCACUAUUGUGAAAGUCGACUUACGAGAAUUAUUCAUUGAAAUGCAAAAACAAAUUUCUACGUUAGAAAAUGACGUUGGUGGACUAAAAUCUCGUGUAUUGGCAUUGGAAAAAAUGGAAAGUAACGUUAAUAUGAUACAGAUGGGGAACAUAGCAUCUCAACUUCUCAACAAAAUGAUUAGAUAUAUCAAACCAGGUCUAUCGAAAAGAGCUGCACGUGAUGAAUAUAUAUAUUCAUUACAAGGAGAAGAAAAAUUUUCAGAUUUAACCGAUCUUAUCAAGAAAUAUGAUUCAACGUUGACCGCCUUCGAUCUGACACGAUCAAUAAAUGCGUUGAAAAAACAACGUGUUGCAAAGGCGUAUGAUGAACAUCCAAUGUCAAGUGAUGAAAUAGAUUCAAUCUUAACUGAAUUUAUUUCCAGUAAUGAUCAAUAUUUAAGUCAACAAGCAACGGUGGUGGUUCAUUUUCUAAAAAUCUUAGCAAGACAUCUGAAUGAACCAUUAAUUGUUGAUCUAGGAUGAUGAUGAAUAUUAUAUUUUUAAAUAAGUAGAUUUUUUUUGUUUCUUUUCUGUUUUAUCGUUUUUUUUUGGUUUUUUUUCAUCAAAUAAAAGAUAUCUUUUCUAACAAGAAAUCUGUAUCUUCCUUUUCUCUUUUUGAUUUGCCCUUUCAUUGAAUUCAUUAACAGUCUGAUCCAAGAGCUUUUUUGAAGUUUUAUUGCUUGACUUUCAUCAAACAAAAUCUCUUGCAUAAGCAUUGAUUGAUAUCGUUGUGAUAUACUCUGAUUGGGUGUGGGUGGCAGAUGAUACCUACGCACACCCACACCCUUCCAUCGAAUACAGAAGUUAUUCAAAAUGCAGCUGGAAUGAAUGGUACAAUUAUUUUCUUUUUCAUCUUCAUUUAUAAGAAUUGUUUUUCUUCGUUUCUAGUCAGUAGUAGAUAUGGUUUUGGUCUUAUGGAUGCUAGUUUAAUGACUUGGUAUGCAAGCGGUUGGAAAAAUGUUCCACCUAUGUCAACAUGUGAAUCAAUGACUUAUAAUCCAAAAAAGACUAUAAAGUCAAAGUCAAAUGAAACAUUUUCUGUUGAUUUAAAGGAAUGUAAAAAGAGUGGUGAUAUAAAAAGUCAAGUAAAUUAUAUUGAACAAGUACAAGUAAUUGUAAAUUUAUCGACGACUAAUCGAGGAGAAAUAGAAAUCUAUCUUUACUCACCAUCAAAUACAAAAACAACAAUUUUACCAAGACGAGCUAACGAUCACAGUGAUCAAGGUUUUGCCAAUUGGGCUUUUUUAACAGUACAAUUAUGGUUUGAAAAUUCUCAUGGACUAUGGAAACUACAAAUAUGUAAUACAGGUGAAGGAUCAACUGAGUUAAUAUCUUGGCAACUUAUCGUUCAUGGUACACGUGAUUGUCCAGUCUCACCUCGUUCGUCAUCUGAAACUAAUCAAUCUAAUAUUCUUCGUGCAACGGGUAAACCAUAUCAUGGUCAAUGUUUUUCUUGUAUGACAUGUCAAAAAAGUCUUGGUGGUAUGCCAUUUACUGUUGAUGCAACUAUGCAAAUACAUUCCAUUGAUUGUUUUCAUGAAAAAUUUUCACCAGGUUGUUAUGUAUGUCAUCGUGCAAUAUUACCAUUAAUUGGUCAAGAAGAAAGAAUAGCUAUAAUUGCAUUUGAUCGAAGUUAUCAUAUUGAUUGUUAUCGAUAUGAAGUUAGUUUAUAUUUAAUUAAAAUUUCAAUGUAUUUAGUUGAAAUGAAUUGUUUUUGA